AUGCUCGCGGCUGAUGCCGACGCAACGGCGGAGGCCGGCGAUGCGGCCGCCGCCGCUGCAGAAGCGGCCGAGCUGCCGCCGCCCGUGCCGACAGAUGUGCUGCUUGAAUUCGAGCAGAAGCUGGAGGCUGACAUAUCGUCCGUCGGCCUCACCCUGACCGCCGUCACCGGCGUGAUCAUCUUCUGGCGGGGCGUGUGGUCACUCUUGGAUUACUACAUGGGUGACUCGGUGCUGGGUGACGUCUGCUGCAUCAUUGUGGGGCUCACCAUUGUGCUGUGGAUCCGACUGAGCGGCGCCAAGGUGGCCACGUCCUUCUGGCCGCCCGGAUGA
Molecule: messenger RNA, 330 nt
Organism: Monoraphidium neglectum
Lineage: Eukaryota; Viridiplantae; Chlorophyta; Chlorophyceae; Sphaeropleales; Selenastraceae
Exons: 2
Coding region: 1-330 (109 amino acids)
Source: RefSeq, a predicted model, not a curated record